AGGAAAUGCGGGCGGGCCCCUCUUGUGGGCCCUCGGACACCAGGUCCCCUGCUCUGUCUGGCGGAGCUGCACGCUCAGACUGCCAGGGACGGCUCCAGGCUCGGUUCUAGCCAGCAGCUCUGGGCUGCGGGGCAGCAGCUGACCCCCAGCUGAACGCCCAAUGUCAGCAGAGGUCAUACCCAGCCUGGCGUGCAACUCUGCACCCAGCGCCCUUGUGCCCGGCUUCCAGGCGGACUCCCCUAGGGAAGAGGCAUAGGCAGCUGGGAGCCCCGGCACCCAAGAGAAUCAGGACCCCUGCAGGAAAGCGCUCUCAUGGCUGGCAGGGGAGCCCUACAAGGACGCCCCCACUGCUGCUGGCAGCCACCCUGGAGGCGCCGUGUGGCCUGGAGGGAGCCAAUGCCAGAUGAAAUCAUGCACCAAGACAUCUCCCCACUGUGUGCAGCUGACAUCCAGGACCAACUGAAGAAGCGCUUUGCCUACCUGUCGGGCGGCCGCGGGCAGGACGGCAGCCCUGUGAUCACCUUCCCAGACUACCCGGCCUUCAGCGAGGUCCCCGACAGCGACUUCCAGAACGUCCUCACCUACCUUACCAGCAUCCCCAGCCUGCAGGAUACCGGCGUGGGCUUCAUCCUGGUCAUAGACCGCAGGCAGGACAAAUGGACCUCGGUGAAGGCAUCCGUCCUGCGCAUCGCGGCGUCCUUCCCCGCAAACCUGCAGCUGGUCUUGGUCCUGCGGCCUGCGGGCUUCUUCCAGAGAACCCUCUCCGAGCUCGCCUUCAAGUUCAACCGAGAUGACUUUAAGAUGAAGGUGCCGGUCAUAAUGCUGAGCUCAGUCCCCGACCUCUACGGCUACAUCGACAAAUCCCAGCUGACCGAGGACCUGGGUGGCACGCUGGACUAUUGCCACUCCCAGUGGCUGUGUCACCGCACGGCCAUCGAAAGCUUCGCACUCAUGGUCAAGCAGACAGCCCAGAGGCUGCAGAGCUUCGGCACGGAGCUGGCCGAGACAGAGCUGCCCAAUGAUGUCCCUGCCACCAGCGCUGUGCUGAGCUCCCACACGCACAAGAGGGACCAGGCGAAGGAGGAGAUGAAGCAGGCCCUGGACGAGGGGCAGCGCAUCCUGGAGAGUAUCCGGGAGCCCCUGGCCAAGGACACGGAGCGCGGCCUGAACCAGGACCAGCUGGACAAUGAGACCACUGUGCAGAGGCUUCUGGAGCAGCUGCAUGAGACCGAGGCUGCAUUUGACGAGUUCUGGGCCAAACACCAGCAGAAGCUGGAGCAGUGCCUGCAGCUAAGACACUUCGAGCAGGAUUUCCGGGAGGUAAGGGCCAUCCUAGAUGUGUUGGCCCAGAAGAUCGCCACCUUUACCGACGUGGGCAACAGCCUGGCGCACGUGCAGCACCUGCUGAAGGACCUCACUGCCUUCAAGGAGAAGUCAGGGGCGGCUGUGCAGCGGGCUGAGGCCCUGGCCCAAGAGGGUGAGCGCCUCAUCAGCAUGAAGCACUACGCCGUGGACUCCAUUCUCCCCAAGUGCCAGGAGCUUCGGGCUGGCUGUGACCACUGCCAGGCCGAGCUGGGCCACCGGCAGGCACUACUCGGACAGUCCCUGGAGCUACACGGCCUGCUGGAAGCAUCCAUGAGGUGGUGUGACGAGGGCAUCUACCUGCUGGCCUCCCAGCCCGUGGACAAGUGUCAGUCCCAGGAUGGUGCUGAGGCCGCCCUCCAGGAGAUUGAGAAGUUUCUGGAAACUGGUGCAGAGAAUAAGAUCCAGGAGCUGAGUAAAAUCUACAAGGACUAUGAGUCUAUCCUCACCCCGGACCUGAAGGAACACGUGCAGAAGGUCUUCCAGAAGCAAGAGAGCACCGAGGAGAUGUUCCACCGUAGACAGGCCAGCCUCAGGAAGCUGGCGGCCAGGCAGGCGCGGCCCGUGCAGCCUGUCGCCCCCCGGCCUGAAGCGCUCAGCAAGUCCCCCUGCCCCUCUCCAGGUGUUCGGCGAGGGUCUGAGAUCACUGGACCCGAGAGCAGCAUGCAGCGAAGGCCCUAUAGGAGGGCCAAGAGUGAACUCAGUGAAGGCCGGCAGGGCUGGAGCAGCUCCACUGGGGAUGAGGAGGAAAGCUUGGCCGUCCUGAGAAGGCAUGUGAUGGCCGAGCUCUUGGACACAGAACGCGUCUACGUGGACGAGCUGCUGAGCGUCCUGGAGGGCUAUGCCGCAGAGAUGGACAAUCCCCUCAUGGCACACCUGCUGUCAGCCAGCCUGCACAACAAGAAGGACGUCCUGUUUGGGAACAUGGAAGAGAUCUGCCACUUCCACAACAGAAUAUUCCUGAAAGAACUUGAAAAGUACACAGACUGCCCGGAGCUGGUGGGAAGGUGUUUUCUGGAAAGGAUGGAGGAGUUCCAGGUGUACGAGAAGUACUGCCAGAACAAGCCGCGCUCCGAGAGCCUGUGGCGCCAGUGCUCCGACUGUCCCUUCUUCCAGGAGUGCCAGCGGAAGCUGGACCACAAGCUGAGCCUGGACUCGUACCUGCUCAAGCCCGUGCAGAGGAUCACCAAGUACCAGCUGCUGCUCAAGGAGAUGCUCAAGUACAGCAAGAGCUGCGAGGGCGCCGAGGACCUGCAGGAGGCGCUGAGCUCCAUCCUGGGCAUCCUCAAGGCUGUCAACGACUCCAUGCACCUCAUCGCCAUCACGGGCUACGACGGGAACCUGGGCGACCUGGGCCGGCUGCUGAUGCAGGGCUCGUUCAGCGUGUGGACAGAUCACAAGAAGGGCCACGCCAAAGUGAAGGACCUGGCGCGCUUCAAGCCCAUGCAGCGGCACCUCUUCCUGCACGAGAAGGCCGUGCUCUUCUGCAAGCGGCGGGAGGAGAACGGCGAGGGCUACGAGAAGGCCCCGACCUACAGCUACAAGCACUCCCUGAACAUGGCAUCUGUGGGCAUCACGGAGAACGUGAAGGGCGACUCCAGGAAGUUCGAGAUCUGGUACAACGCCCGGGAGGAAGUGUACAUCAUCCAGGCACCCACUGCGGAGAUCAAGGCCGCGUGGGUGAGUGAGAUCCGCAAGGUGCUGACCAGCCAGCUGCAGGCGUGCAGAGCCAGCCAGCACCGUGCCCUGGAGCAGUCCCAGAGCCUGCCCCUGCCCGCAGUGACCAGCACCAGUCCCUCGAAAGGCAGCGCAAGGACCUCGAAAAAGCUGGAGGAGCGAAAAGGAGAGUCCCUGGGCCUGGAGGACUACGUGACCACCGCGGCGCUGCCAAAGGCACCCGAGAAGGGCCAAGCAUCUCCUCCCAGCCCUGACAAAAAAGCUAAGCGCCAUGAAGUCAAGAGCGACCCGACUCCUUUGGGUUUACGAGGCUGGAACAAAACAUCCCGCCUGCCCGAGGCCCCGGAGGAUGAUGGCUGGUCCAGUGCCGAGGAGCCCAUCAAUUCCUCGGACGCAGAGGAGGAGGGCAGCCUGGGCCCCCGGAAAUUGACUCCCGGGAAGUUCAGGGUCGUGGGCAGCGAGAAGGGCAGCCCCGAGGCGCUCGGCCUGAAGAGCGGAGACACCGUGGAGGUGGUGCAGGAGGGCGAUGAGGGCCUUUGGUGGGUCAGGAACCUAACAUCCAACCAGGAGGCCUGGGUGCCCGGCAGCAGCCUGUGUGCGCUCCUUGGCACGUCCAGCUCGGUUCAGUGUCUGAGCAGCUCAGUGGGUGAGGGGACCAUGCUCUAAGACCCCUGCAAAGGACCCCCAAGACCAGCGGAGGUGCCGCCACCGCCGCCGCCGCCGCUGCCGCCCAGGACCCCGGGCAAAUGGUCAGGAACAAGAAGACCUCCAGGCCAGAGAUGUCAGUCCCCUAGGAAGAACACAGAACUGGGAGACUGGAGCCUGGACACACAGAAGGGCCAGCCCAGCUACCACUACCAAUCAGGGCUGUUCCCGAGCGCUGUGGAAGGGGCAGGCUGCAGGGGCAGUGACUAGCUGGCCCAGAUGUCCUUUGUCUUUUGCUGUUUUCACUUGGGUUCAUCCACGGCCGCUUUGCGAGGUGUUCUGGCCUCCGAUCAUCCAGGAUUCACUGUUUACAUGAAAAGACAAUUUGAUACUGUUUUGAUAUAAAACUAUUUUUUGUUACUGGUGUCCACACAGCAGUGCCGGCUCAUACUGCUGGGUGACCAAAGGGGUCCGGCACAGCCCUCUGUGAAAUCAGGCAGCAUCCCCACACACCAAGAAGGAUUCUUUACCUAUGCGUGUUCAUUUUCAAAAGGAGAUUUUAAAUGAUCAUUUCAGAUAUUCCUUUUCUAUUAAAAAAAGGGGGGGGUCCUCAUGGUUUUUUAAAAAGCACUUCACCAAAUUUGGACAUUUGUAUGGUUUUUAAAGAAGAGAGAAUGAUACAGCUCUUACAGCGCUACUUGCAAACCUUCGUGUCCCCGGAGCCAUACCCACACAUCCUGCUGGUGACCCCAAUGUCCAGGAAGCUGUCACCCUGUCCACAGAAACUGUCCAGGCACAGAGCUGUACACAAUCGAGACAGAACUGGAAGCAGAGCUUUUGCCUGUUGUCUCAGGAACCAUUUCUGGAGUAAUCUGUGGCAGCUGUGCAAACAUGUUCGUUCAAGUGUAUGUUUGUCCGUGUGUGCACAGAAUUGGGGAAGGGUGAUCAUGGCCUCGUGGCUAUGCCCCGCUGCAGGAAAGACCCCUGCGGGUGCGUGCGUGUGUCUGCACGCAAGAGCGUGUCCUGAGACCCAGCGUUUCCUGACCAGGACUUAGCCCUGAAGCCUGUGUUCCCUCUUAAAAGCACUUUAAAGCUGUUUUCUUUCCUGUUGUUUUUAAACUGCUGAUGUAAGUAAGUAAAAUGUGGAGGCUCAGAGUUUCUCUUGUGUAUGUGAGUUUGAAUAAAUAUAAGCAUCUGUCA
Suncus etruscus (white-toothed pygmy shrew) is the source of this 4884-nucleotide messenger RNA. It is a transcript of the gene MCF2L, whose product is annotated as MCF.2 cell line derived transforming sequence like. Gene Ontology annotation, molecular function: guanyl-nucleotide exchange factor activity; protein binding. The coding region runs from base 313 to 3705 and encodes 1130 amino acids. Gene Ontology annotation, cellular component: extrinsic component of membrane; cytoplasm. The record is from RefSeq and is a predicted model, not a curated record. NCBI's taxonomy places the organism in Eukaryota, Metazoa, Chordata, Mammalia, Eulipotyphla, Soricidae. The transcript is spliced from 31 exons. Gene Ontology annotation, biological process: positive regulation of Rho protein signal transduction; intracellular signal transduction.